AUGGGGAACACAACUUCGUGCUGCGUGUCGUCCAGCCCUAAGCUCCGGAGGAAUGCGCACUCGCGGCUGGAGUCCUACCGCCCGGACACGGACCUCAGCCGCGAGGACACUGGCUGCAAUCUGCAGCACAUCAGCGACCGGGAAAACAUCGACGAUUUAAACAUGGAAUUCAAUCCUUCAGACCAUCCUCGGGCCAGCACAAUAUUCCUCAGCAAAUCUCAGACAGACGUGAGAGAAAAACGAAAGAGUCUCUUCAUUAACCAUCAUCCUCCAGGGCAGACAUCAAGGAAAUACAGUUCCUGCUCCACCAUCUUUCUAGACGACAGCACAGUCAGCCAGCCAAACCUCAAGUACACCAUCAAAUGUGUAGCUCUUGCGAUAUAUUACCACAUCAAAAACAGGGACCCAGAUGGAAGGAUGCUCUUAGAUAUUUUUGAUGAAAACCUCCACCCUCUUUCGAAAUCCGAAGUGCCACCAGAUUAUGACAAACACAACCCAGAGCAGAAGCAGAUUUACCGGUUCGUUCGGACACUGUUCAGUGCUGCUCAGCUGACAGCUGAAUGUGCCAUUGUCACCCUGGUAUACCUUGAAAGGCUCUUGACAUAUGCAGAGAUUGACAUUUGUCCAGCCAAUUGGAAGCGCAUUGUUCUAGGAGCUAUCCUGCUGGCCUCUAAGGUGUGGGAUGACCAGGCUGUGUGGAAUGUGGACUACUGCCAGAUCCUGAAAGACAUCACAGUGGAGGACAUGAAUGAACUGGAACGCCAGUUCCUUGAAUUGCUACAGUUUAACAUCAAUGUUCCUUCCAGUGUGUAUGCCAAGUAUUAUUUUGAUCUGCGUUCUCUGGCAGAAGCAAACAGCCUGAGCUUUCCUCUGGAGCCCCUGAGCAGGGAGCGUGCCCACAAGCUGGAGGCCAUCUCUCGUCUCUGUGAGGACAAGUACAAGGACCUCAGAAAACCCAUGAGGAAGCGUUCAGCAAGUGCUGACAACCUGAUUCUGCCUCGGUGGUCCCCAGCCAUCAUCUCCUAACUGGGGCACUCUCCUGAGGCCAUGCCGUCCCUCAUCUUCUCCUUUUGUUUAAGAAAAGAUGAACUUGGAUGGUUUGGUUUGGUUUGGUUUUCUUUUUUCCUUCUGUUUUUAACGCAGCCCCGUCAAGGCUGCCUUCACACCCACCUCCACGUUGCGUGGGUGUACACAAAGAGGCUUUAAGGGACGUAAAAUCAGUAUUCAGGAAACUCGGUGUCAAGCCUUCGCAGCAGUCACCAACAGCGCUUCUUUCAUGGAGGAAACAGACUCUAAUCCUGGAGAAGGAAAUGAAGGAAAAGGAAGUUGUGUUGAGGCAAAGAUUAGUUGGGAGCUUUGCUGUUUCUGGGUUUCUGUCUGGUCAUAGACACCAGAUGGAGGCAGAUGGUAGGUAGCAGAGUUGAAGGCACCUCCAAAUCCGGAAUGCCAUGCUAUG
Molecule: messenger RNA, 1456 nt
Organism: Rattus norvegicus (Norway rat)
Lineage: Eukaryota; Metazoa; Chordata; Mammalia; Rodentia; Muridae
Gene: Ccny
Product: cyclin Y
Exons: 10
Coding region: 1-1026 (341 amino acids)
Cellular component (GO): cyclin-dependent protein kinase holoenzyme complex
Molecular function (GO): protein kinase binding
Source: RefSeq, marked provisional